AAACCGGCUGGUGGUGGAGGUGAUAGCGGGUCCUGGGUCGAUGGCGCCACCGCAGAGAUGUCCUCUGUGUCGCCAAACUUUCUUCUGUGGUCGCGGACACGUCUACAGCCGCAAGCACCAGCGGCAGUUGAAGGGGGCUCUGGAGCGGCUUUUACCGCAGGUGGAAGCCGCCCGCAAGGCCGUCCGUGCCGCCCAGAUAGAGCGCUAUGUCCCCGAGCACGAUCGGUGCUGUUGGUGUCCUUGCUGUGGCCGCGAAGUGCGAAAACACCUGAGCCACGGAAACCUGACAGUGCUGCACGGGGGUCUGCUGGAACAUCUGGCCAGCCCAGAGCAUAAGAAAGCCACCAACAAAUUCUGGUGGGAGAACAAGGCCAACGCUCAGAUGAAAGAGAAGUUUCUGAUCUCCCCCCAGGAGUAUGCCCGGUUUAAGAAAUCCAUGCUGAAGGCCUUGGACUCCUAUGAGGAGAAAGAGGAUGCGGCAAUUAAAGAGAUGGCAGCUCAGAUCCGGGAAGUAGAGCAGAGUCGGCAGGAAGUGGUCCGAUCUGUCUUAGAGCCUCAGGCAGAGCCAGAUCCAGAAGAGGGCUCUUCGGCACCUGGAAACUGGAAAGCAACCAACGGCCUGGCUCCCCUGUCUUUCAGCCAUGUAGCCUCCAGCUCACAGCAGGUAUCCCACGUGGACCUGCAGCGUGUUCCAGAGCUUGACUGGAUGGAGACUGGACAGCAGCUAACAUUCAUUGGCCAUCAGGAUAUACCUGGCAUUGGUAACAUCCACUCAGGUGCCACACCUCCAUGGAUGAUCCAAGAGGAGGAACACAGCUCUGGAAACCUACCAAUAGGACCUUCCUAUGAAGAAUUCCUUAAAGAAAAAGAGAAACAAAAACUGAAGAAACUCCCCCCAGAACGAGUUGGGGCCAACUUUGACCACAAUUCCGAUACCAGUGCAGGCUGGCUGCCCUCUUUUGGCAGAGUCUGGAAUAAUGGACGCCGUUGGCAGUCCAGGCAUCAAUUCAAAACUGAAGCCGCAACGAGAAACAAGCAAUCACACAAGGGAAAAAGCUGAAGAGCCCUAGCCUGAUAAUCCUAUGACCUCAGAGCCAACAAACCCAUUCCAACUACUACUUCAAAAGCCAAAUCCUCUCCAGUUGUAUUUCUUAGGAAACAGAGCACCCAUUGAUUUGAUUUAAUAAAGCUUUAUUUUUCCAAAAGUACAGCUGAUUGAACCUGCAAAAGGAUAAAGAGAGA
This is a messenger RNA of Microtus oregoni (creeping vole), 1242 nucleotides long. It is a transcript of the gene Cenatac, whose product is annotated as centrosomal AT-AC splicing factor. The transcript is spliced from 11 exons. NCBI's taxonomy places the organism in Eukaryota, Metazoa, Chordata, Mammalia, Rodentia, Cricetidae. The coding region runs from base 41 to 1060 and encodes 339 amino acids. The record is from RefSeq and is a predicted model, not a curated record.